UGGCUCCAGAGAAGGGGCGAACGGCAUGCCCCACGCAAUGCAGCGAGCAGCAGGCAUGGCCCUGCUGCUCCUCGCCCUCUUCCAGGGCGGCGAGGCUCUACUGCGCACCCAGCAGGCGGCCAACGCCAGCCGUCCGCUGCCCAGCGCCUGCAGCUGCGACUGCUGCCUGGCCUCCACUUCCGGCUGCGCUCCCCGAGGCGACUGCCGGCUCUGCGCCCCCGGCGCUCUGCAGGAGUCCUUCGCCGCCCUGGAGAAUGAGGUAGACUACUCCCGCUUCUGCCACGCAGCGUGCCAGCCGCUCAGCUCCGAGCAGGGCGAGCCUUGCAGCGAGCGCAGCCAAGAGGCUUCGCUGGUGGGUUUGGCGGCGUCGCCGGCGGCAGCGCCAGCUUCUGCGCCAGCGUCUGCGCCCAGCGCAGCGCAGCAGGGCCAGGGCGAGGCUGCCGCGGCCUCCCUGGCGGAGGUGGCCCUGCUGCGUGCGCAGCGCCACGCGCGGGAGGCCAAGCAGUCUGCUGCGCUGGCACGCUAUGCGUAUGAGAAGCUCGCGAAGAGUCGGCAGAUGGCGGCGGAGGCGGCGGGCCAGGCCGCGCUAGAGGAUGUCAUCCUCGAUGCCCGGAAGGAUGCCAAGGAGGCUACAGAGAUCCGCGCAGGCUGGGAGGACCAGAUGCGAGCGCAGGCCUCGCAGAAGGCGGUGGUGGCCGCUGCGGUGUACAAGAAGGCGAAGCUGCGCAACCUUGCGGUGGCAGAGGCCUGGGACAAGCAUGCGACAGACCUCACCAAGACCAGCCGCCAGUACGAGGAGUACGCGAUGCGGCAAGAGAUCCAGGAGAAGAAGCUGAAGGCAACCGUGGCGCAGGGCUCCUCCAGCCCAUCGGCGCUUAAGCGGCUCCAUGAUGCGGAGGUGAACGUGAACGAAGGCCUCCGCGCUGUGCGUCGAUAUGAGGAGGACGCACAGGCCGCGAGGAGAGAGGCGGCAGGAAUUCGCGCCAACGCCUCGUGGUACGACGAGGCGGAGGCUGCAGCGGCGGCCCAUGCCCUGUACGCAGCACUUCCUGAAGGCGUAGUGCCUCCACCACUGCCAGCGCUGCCCUAAGCGAAGCGCCAAAGCCGCUUCGCGCCGCUCCAAGGGGAGGCUCCCGAAAACCCGCUCUCGGCGGCG
Molecule: messenger RNA, 1156 nt
Organism: Effrenium voratum
Lineage: Eukaryota; Dinophyceae; Suessiales; Symbiodiniaceae
Source: the annotation of a GenBank genome assembly